Molecule: messenger RNA, 1486 nt
Organism: Macrosteles quadrilineatus (aster leafhopper)
Lineage: Eukaryota; Metazoa; Arthropoda; Insecta; Hemiptera; Cicadellidae
Exons: 4
Coding region: 19-1248 (409 amino acids)
Source: RefSeq, a predicted model, not a curated record
GGGUUGAAUCUGUUUGUCAUGUUCAUCCACCACGAUGUGUUGGCGCUUCAUCUUGACAAAUCAAGAGUAUACCUUUUUCAUGAGGUUGAAACAGACUUUGGUUAUAACUUUUCCGAUAAUAAAUCAUCGUUGACUAUAUCUCCAUCUAGUGAGAAAGCAAACAAUGUUGAGGGGAAAUUUGAUUCAUCCUCAAACUUUACCAAACUUCCUCUUGAAAACCAUACAAUUAAUUUUGUACCCCAUCAUCCCAUUGGUGAAAUACAAUUCAAAGCAGAUGAAAACACCUCAGUUGCAACGUCAAUCAAGCAGUUCACUACACCAAAGUUUGAAGAUGUGAUGGAUCCGCAGUUUGUAGAAAGUGAGAUGACCAGAUAUUUCUUCCUAAGAGCGAUUUCAAAUCUGAUAGAGCAUAUCAUGUCAGCUCUAUUUGCUGUGGAAGAUCUGCAGCAAGUAACUGAAUCACCAUUCUUUGAUUAUGACUUGUCACCUUCACACAACCUGAGUAAGAGAGAUGCUGAUCCUGAGAGCAUGUUGAAGAUAAAUAAUGAAGAUCUGAAUGCGAACCAUACAUUAGAGCUUAAAAAUGCUGAUACAAAUACUUCAAGCGUUGAAAACAACAUUAACGAUAGUAACUCAGACAGUUCUCACUUUACAGGUGGAAAAAAUAGUUUAAACACACUGAUUUCAUUAAGUUUUGCAAACAAAUCAAACCUCAUGAGCAUCAACGAAACACUCUCUCAGAACUUGACUUAUCCUCAAAACAUUUUCACGAAUCUCAGCAAUGAUGAUACAGAAGUAAACUCAACUAAGGGAAAAGAAAAUAAUGAAAAUCUGACUAAAAUAGUAAAAAGUGACAAUUUUAAAGUCCUGUCAGAUGGAUCUGGUCCAAACAAAAUGGAAUUACUGACAAAUCAAGCUGAAAAACCAAAAUCUAUUGAUGCAGGUGUGCAACCGUUUCACUACAGAGAUGGAAGCCUGCUGUUAAAUGAUGAAGUGGAGAAUAAGAAGGAUUCACAAUUCUAUGGUGAAGUUUUUCCUGUUGAGGACCACGAUGAAUUCAAUGAACACUUAAAAGAUGAUGACCACAACAAUAAUACAAGUUUAUUGGCAACAGCUUUGAUAUGUACAACAGUAUUUCUUUUGCUUCUUCUUGGAGUUUUGGCCUUGGCAGGAGGUUAUCUUUAUCGCAGACAUCAGCCUGACUCUGGGAACCAAAGUGCAUCAAAUUCCCAAUCUGUUGUCGCAUAAAACUCAAUAGUCAUUUUCACUCAGAACAACGUAACUUAGUUUGAAAUUUAUUUUGCUUUAGACAAUUUUGUUUGCCACAUUUGCAUGGAUUGUAAGGCGAUUAUUUUGUUUUAUAUGGUUGUAAUCAGUAACUUAAGUUAUGUAGAAAUCAAAAUUUUUGUAAAAGUGCUGCAGAAGAACUUGCUUUGUGUGAUUGUUAGAAUCAAUAAUAAAAUGAAUUAAUGAUUUUUUUCUAGAA